UGGGGGCAGUGGGUCUCUUCCUCUCUUUCUUUCUCCGCGUAUUCGCGCUUUGAAGUAAACCAACAACUACUGUCCUGGAGUCAGCGGGUGUGGAGCCUUGAGCGUGGUAGGUCGGUAGGUAGGUAGGUAGGUCGGAGGAACCUUGCAGUGCAUUGUUCCCUUUUCUGCAGCCUGAUGCAGGGAGAUAGAGCAAGUCCCGGUGAUCUGGAUGGGUGACGGGAGGUCGUUCUGAACUUGUACCGAACCCAAUUUACCGUUCAACCGAGGAGCAAAGCGGCACCGGGGGGGAAACAUUCGAUGUUAAACCGGGGAAUAUUCGAUUCAAAAGAAAGGAAAAGGGACCCAUGAGGAGGAGAGUGCACCGGGGAGACGCGAGUCUGCUCCUCAGCUGAAGAUCGGUGGAAGCGACCGAAACACAUGGACAGAGAUGAUUUCUGCGGGAGCGGGUUGUUGAUGAGCGAUCGGACCUCGGGUCGUGCACAAACAGAAGUGUGAAACCACAGAUGGAUCCACUGUGUGAUGGAAUCAAGAAAACCGAGUUCAGUGAUCUGGCUGCAAACUCUCGGCCCCCUCCAGCUAAGAUGGCUCGGCUGGAGCAACACAACGCGGGACCCUCAACCCCAGAAAGGACGAGGCCAGGGAGUCCUUUGCCUAACAGUCCCUGCCCAACCCAGAAACCCACCACAGCAAGUUGGCACUCCAAAGGAACCCUGCUGCCCGUGUUCUGUGUGGUGGAGCAUCAGGAAAGUUCUGUGGAAGCAGAGAGGAGAGACGAGCACGCUGAGUUCGUGUUGAUCAAACGGGAUCUGCUGUUUAAUCAGCUGACAGAAAUGGCCCUGCUGGCGCUGGGGUACUCCCACAGCUCUGUGGCGCAGGCUAAAGGUCUGAUCCAAGUCGGCAGGUGGAACCCAGUGCCUCUGUCCUCUGUGACUAAUACUCCUUAUGCGACAGUGGCUGAUAUGCUGCAUGAUGUUCACCAUGUUGUUACGCUGAAGAUCCAGCUUAACAGUUGUCCCAAACUGGAAGACCUGCCACCAGAGCAGUGGAGCAUCUCCAAUGUGAGAAAUGCUCUGAAGGAGCUUCUUAAGGACAUGAAUCAGAGUUCCUUGGCCAAAGAGUGUCCACUUUCCCAGGGAAUGAUAUCAUCUGUUGUAAAUAGCACUUACUAUGCAAAUGUCUCGGCUGCCAAGUGUCACGAGUUUGGUCGGUGGUACAAGCACUUCAAAAGGUCCAAAAGCCACCAAGACAUAGAGUGCUUUUCUGAGCAAUCCUCAGAUAUUCCUCACAUCCAGCAGCCGAUCCCGAGCAGCCCAGUCGAUCAGAACUCCAACCUUCUUUUCCCUCAUGGAUCAGUCGCCAACAUCUGUGGUCGGCCAUCGCUCGGUCUUCACCCUCCCGGUUUGGUCCCGCAGCCUCUCAGCUCCCAAAUGGUGAACCAGCAGCUGAUGAUGACCCAGUUUCUCAACCAGCAGUAUGCCGUUACCCGCAUGCUAGCCGGCCAGGGUCUCUCUUCUUCUCCGCAGCAGUUUCUCAACCACCCCCCAGUGGGGAGGCCUCCUGCCAAGGCCUUUUCCAAACCCUCUGAUUCUCAAGCAUCACAGCAGGCGCAGUGCGGUUCUGGAGGGUGUCCAGCAACGAUACCGCAAAAUCAAACGGCGGCUGCGAUGUCUUCAGUGGCACCAACAGACGUACCGAGUGACAUCUACCAGAAUGUGCGAGAGGAGCUGAGGAGAGCGGGCAUCUCCCAAGCCAUCUUUGCCCGAGUGGCCUUUAACAGAACCCAGGGUUUACUCUCAGAGAUCUUGCGUAAGGAGGAGGAUCCGAAACACGCCUCCCAGUCUCUGCUGGUCAACCUGCGGGCCAUGAACAGCUUCCUGCAGCUUCCUGAGGCCGAGAGAGAGCGCAUGUACCAGGAGGAGAAGGAGAGGAGCAUGACCGGUUUCCCACCCAGUUGCGGCAACACGCCCCCAAGAUCCACACAGGCGAGACUGUCACCGGUUACAGCCGACAGAGGGCUCAGGACGGACAGCUGUGUUCUUAACGUCAGCGCCUCCAUCUAUGACGAGAUCCAUCAUGAGAUGAAGAGGGCCAAAGUGUCCCAGGCUCUGUUCGCUAAAGUUUCCGUCUCCAAGAGUCAGGUAGGGGGCUCUCUCUCGCUCGUUGCCAGCAAAAAUCCACGGGCUUGUCUAAUCCCGAACUUGUGCGUAGUUUAACCGCUCAUUUUUGUUUCCCCUCUCUCCAGACCCGCAAUCUAUGCAAAAAAUUCUGACCACUGCAUCUCCAUCCAUAAUCGUAUAUUCUUCUUCCUUUUCUUUAUCACUGUGUAUUUGUCUCAACAGCACCAACGCAACUGCAUGAUGUCUCAGCAACAUCAUCUUCAACCCCAUCACCCACUGCAGCCUGAGCCAGGCCUUGAGCUGUCUCCACCCCAGCCAUGCGCUGCAUCACCUGCCGAGUCUGAGGCCGGGGCCGCCUGGGGGCACUUCAGAGUAAAACUGCACAGCAGACCCAGCUGGGCGGACGAAAGGGAAGACAGUAAGGAAUGGGCCGAAGGGGAGAGAGAAAACGCUUAUAAUCCAGGUGUGGACUGGGGCGUUACUGGAAGAGUGGGGUGCACUGGUAGAGAGGGUGAUGUGCAGGAAAGGGAUGUGACCAUACGCCUGGGAGGUCAAGGCGACGUUAGUCACAACAGCAGGAGUGAAAAUGUCAAGAACAACACGUUCGCGACGAGGUCUGCCAUCAAGAGCGAGAACAAUGGCAGGGUUGGAGUUUGCUCCGGGACAGAUAAUAAAAUAAUUGUUAAAGAAGAGGUCCCAGGUGACAGGUUGACGGUAUCCAAUGACGCCCUGGGAAUCCUGCAGAGCUUCAUCCGGGAUGUUGGCCUCUACCCAGACGAAGAGGCAGUCCACACCCUCUCUGCCCAGCUGGGUUUGCCCAAAGACACGAUCCGCAUCUUCUUCAGCAGCCAGGACUUGGAGCAAAGCCGAGACAACAGCCGGAGUCCGGCGCACGGUCACGACAGCCGGCAAGUCCGUUUGAACCCAGACCUACUCGUGGCAGACUUAACCGCACAGGAACCGGACGUCACUGUGAAGGCAGAAAGGAAAGUGAUCGAGGUGGAGAGAAUCGGUAGAGACGCAACAAGUGAGGUCUCUAUUUCACGGGAAUCGGAUGUUGCCACACAGACAUUUCCCCCAAUGAAGGAGGAGCAGGAGAGCUACAUCUGAGACAUCCAAAACCUGGUUAGAACAAGCAAUAUUUUCUCUGUGAGCCACCUAACGGAUCUAAUCCUUAUUUGAUCCACGAGUUAAUAACUUGGCUGCUCUUGCAUCUUCUUUCAAUGAAGUUGACUGUGUUUUGAUACAAGAUAAUAGGCAUGUGCUGUUACACACAGUAGAAUAUUACUUGGGCUGCAUAUGACAUAACUUCUGGAAAGUGUACAUAUAUGGAUGUCUGGACAUUCUUUGUUGUUGCAACCACAUCUGGAUAAUAUUUUCUCGCAGGUGUUUAAACGACAAAAAUUUCAGAGUUGAUCCCACAGAGGACAAAAAAUACAUACAGUAAACAUUUAUUGACUUUUCAAGCAUGUUAAAAAUGCUCUGCUGUAUUUAUACAUGGUUUUUUUCUGUUACAGUGUUAUUGGUGCAGUAGUUGGAUAAAUCCUCACUAAGAGAUGUCAAAAACUAGCUGUGAUUUUUUUUUUCCUGUUUUUGCACUUUCUUGAAGUAUUUUAGGACUGUAUUGCACUCUUAGAAACUCUAUGUUCAGUCACGUUAAAAGGAAAGAACUGCCGCUUUUAACUCUAAGGCUUUAUGCAUUAGUGUAAUUAAAAAUAUUCUGGUCCUCGCCUAUCAAGUGCCAAAACUUUCACAGUGCGACACGCGAAUAAGUUGUCAAAUAAGUAUUUAUUUGUGGAAAUAAAUAAAAUAAAGAAACAAAUGCAGAAAUAGUGCAUCAAAGAUAGCAUUUGGAGCUGCUUCCGGGUGAUUGGUCUUUAGUUGAUUUGCUGUGCAGGUUGUCUCUAGUGCCACAGUGGCUGUUUGAAUAAUUUCAUGAAAGACAUUAGCGCUGGAAAUAUGAGGUAAUCAAAUAAAUACUAAAGGAAACCAGGUUUGAUUUGUAUUUUUACUUUUUUACAUGUGACAGAUUCAAUGUUUAAUUUUUGAUUUGCAACAUUUAAUUGUCAGAACACUGAAGUAAUACUACAUAUAUUUUAAAUUUCUGUAACAUGUCCAUCACAGCUUUUUUUUUUUUACUUAUCAGAUGUGAAAUUCUAACAAAUUAUUUAUUUAUAAGAGAGUGGGACUUGAAGUCUUUGAUAUUCACUACAUAUUCAAACUAAAGGACAAACAAUACUUCAAGUUUUAUUAAUAUUUGUACACCUAAAGAUUUCAAAAUGAACAGAAACAAGACGUUGAAAACCGAAGGGUAUUUUUUAAUUUGAAGCGACUGCAGUAAUCUUCCUGCCGUCACGUUUUACGCCAAUAUUAAGUACACGGCUUGAUAUUGGCUUGUUUAAAAGGUUUUGCAAACAGAAUUUGUGCUUUUUUGAUUCAACAUUCAGCUCCUGCCAUAGAAAAUUUGAUCAUCAAAAGUGAAGCUGUACAAUAUCUAAAACUUGGCCCAAAUUUGGCAGUCAGAUAAUUAUUCCAACCCCACCUGCAGAUCUAAAAAAAGGAUGCAUGUUUAUUAAAAUGCUGCUAUAAAGCAUGAGAUACCUUUUUAUGUUAAAAUAAAUAAAAACUUGGGGCUAAUCUGACAGAGAAAUCUAAUUUUUUUAGACUUAUUUUUAACAUAUUACCCUAUCUAACCCUAUUUUUAAAACUGCCAUUGCUAUUUUUUGCCCUGACACUGGAGGUCAACUGUGACUAAGUGUACUUAUGUUUGUAAAUGGGUGAUGUGUGUAUAGUAUAUCUGUCAAAUAAGGUGAACCAAUUCAACAAACCUCAAGCUCUUAAUGUUUAAAAGGAGUAAAUUGUUGCUAGUUGUCGAGAAUUGUAGGGACCAAUAAUGCCUGUUUGAGAGCGGCACUGCCUUCCUCUGUCUGUUUUUACCUCUUCAUUAUUUACCCUCACAGUGAUUUGUAAUAUGUACUUGAAGGUACUCUUGUGAGCUGGUUUUAAUUUGUCUAAUUUAUUAAAAGUUGAUUUUUGUUUUUCUCGCAAUAUGUUUACUGACUGAUGCAAUAAAAUUCAGGCCUACAUAUUUCCUGUAAGGUUGAAGAAUUAACAUUAAAAAAAACAAAACUUGA
Molecule: messenger RNA, 5251 nt
Organism: Poecilia reticulata (guppy)
Lineage: Eukaryota; Metazoa; Chordata; Actinopteri; Cyprinodontiformes; Poeciliidae
Source: RefSeq, a predicted model, not a curated record